Messenger RNA from Sphenostylis stenocarpa, 228 nucleotides. The record is from the annotation of a GenBank genome assembly. NCBI's taxonomy places the organism in Eukaryota, Viridiplantae, Streptophyta, Magnoliopsida, Fabales, Fabaceae.
AUGGUGCAUGCGUGGGAGAUGCAGUUGAGGAUAUCGCACAUUUACCAUGAAGGCAAUAAAAGUUCAGAUGGCCUUGCAAACUUUGGUUUUGAUGUAAGACAUGAUCGUUGUCGGUUUGAUGCUAUAGCUGAUUGUAUAAAGGAUAGCUUCUUUAGGAAUAGAUUUAUGAUUGAUGUAAUUAGAGGUUUUAACCUUGUUGGGACGUCUUUGUUCCAUAGUGAUGCCUAG